AUGAGUGACGCUGAGCAGCGCAAACUGCUGGUACCCCGUCGAGAAGCUCGCAAUAAUGAUCCGCACCAUUAUCAGAAGUCUAACGUUAACGAACAGAGCGGCAGAAGAACGGAUUUCUCCAACGCCUCAGCGAUAGGGGAUAUCACAGAGUCUGAUGAUGAGACUGAGGUGGAGUCAACGUGGUGUUGCAGCGGAAUGGUAGCAGGUCUACGCUUAUUGUGUGGCGGUUUCAUACGUCCACUAAUGACACAUCUAAGAAUGCAACGUGGUGAUGAGGUGAAUCACGUGUCAGAUAAAAAUAAUUCUAGUGAGAGAGUUGAUACAAGGACUGUUAUUGAUGCAGAGUCAGGUAAGGAGUCAACCUUAGCAACUGGGUCAACUUCCUUCGUAGAUCCAUCAUUAUUAGUGGUAACUAGAGGAGAAAGAGAAGAAGUCGCAGUGCAUCCCCCAUCGCGGAUAAAAUAUAAUAAAUCUCUGCCUUAUACAAUAGAUUGUGAAAAAAAGUCGAGUGUGUUAUCUUUUGAAGAUACAUCGUAUUUUCUUAUUGGUGGUCAAAAAGCACCGCAUGGAAGUCUCAACAGCCCAUUGACAAAUGGAGCCAGCCCUAUCAACCAUCCAAUACACGUUACGGCUCUUACAACGGCAGACGUGGUGCGUGCGAUACAGAGUGAACGCAGUCCCCUCCGCAGUGUGGAUCAGCUUGUUGCCCUCCUCGAGCGCUGCGCUGAGUACCUCCCUGUGCGGGUAGAAGUUGAGAUUGAAGAAGAAGAAAUCCAAACACAUAUACAGACACAGGACUCUAGUGUGGCGGUGUGUGUGUCGGUGCUGGGCCCUCUCCGACCGGCCCCACACGCGGCGGUCCUCGCGGUGCUGGAGGACGUCCUGCUGGAGGACUGCGACCCCACCGCCCUGCGGAUCGCCGCGCUGCACGUCGCAGACAUCCCCUUCGCUGGCGACGCGGUCCCAACGGCUCCCCGCGCGGAGAGCAACGGGCACCUCGACGUCCUCCCGCCGCUGCGUCACUCCAACACAGACGAGCCGCACGCCGCCGCACGGGUUGCCGCCUUCGCCAAAAAUCUUCUUAACGGCGGUGCACACAUAAACGCGGUGCGUCUCACCCGCUGCAGCUUCACACCAAGCGAUUUAGGUCGUGGACUGCGGCUACCCGUCAUGCAUUUAAGACAGCUAAUCUUCGAGAAGUGCCCACUAACAGCAGCACAUGUGGAUGCACUGGUGCGACUCGCAAGGGCGGAGAACAAGAGAAGCAGCGGUGGGCGAGCACACCAGUGUCUUGUGGAACUCCAGGUGAGUGGUUCCCUCACAGAAGAGUCGGUGAAUGCCCUGCUCUCCUACUUUCACGAUGACUUGAUGGACACUCUGGUGUCACUUAGGGUACUCCGUCUCCCUAGUCUCUGGCUUCCUGUGGCGCGGAAGCAUCCACUUCUGGAGCAGCGACCAUUCAUCCUUGUUACAAGCACAUAA
Trypanosoma theileri is the source of this 1482-nucleotide messenger RNA. RefSeq lists its product as uncharacterized. The transcript has a single exon. The record is from RefSeq and is a predicted model, not a curated record. Bases 1 to 1482 code for a protein of 493 amino acids. NCBI's taxonomy places the organism in Eukaryota, Euglenozoa, Kinetoplastea, Trypanosomatida, Trypanosomatidae.